GAAGACAUGCUCGUUUCCUGAGCGUCUGUUGGCGGGAAGCUGUAGCUCAACAGCUGCAGGCUCCGUGCGGUCACAGAUCAUGUCCCGCAUCCUGAACGGUAUCGUGGCAUUGUGUCCUGACCUGGGUAUUGGGAAAAAUGGAAACCUGCCCUGGCAUCCUGUUCGACUCAACAACGAAUUCGCGCAUUUUCGAAAGAUGACAGCGACUUCAUCUGUAAAAGGCAAGCAGAAUGUGGUGAUUAUGGGCAGGAAGACAUGGUUUUCCAUCCCAGAGAAGAACAGACCUUUGAACAACAGAAUCAACAUUGUUCUUAGCAGAAAGUGCAAAGCACCCCCUCCAGGAGCACACUACCUUGUGGCAGACUUCAGCUCAGCGCUCAGGCUAGUUGACAUCGAGCUGACUGAGCAGGUUGACCAGGUCUGGGUUAUAGGAGGCAGUUCUGUCUACAAGGAGUUGAUGGAGAGCCCGGGAACCAGGAGACUAUUUGUCACACGAAUCCUGAAGCAGUUUGAGUGUGACACAUUCUUCCCUGAAAUCAGUCCAGAAAAAUAUCGUCUAUUGCCAGAGUUUCCAGAAGUGCCACGGGAAGUGCAGGUGGAGAGUGAUAUCGAGUACAGAUUUGAAGUCUAUGAGAGCAUCUAAAUGAGGAGACAAAGAAGAAGAAAAAAAAUCUGUGACUUUUGUUAUUGGGCAAAGGCACAUGCCCUUGAACUUGUAAUUUUUCCAAAAAAUGUAUACAGUACAAUUGUAUUUUUUUCUUAGAGUCGAAAUAAAGACUGAUUUCUGCCCUUUCA
This is a messenger RNA of Acanthochromis polyacanthus (spiny chromis), 795 nucleotides long. RefSeq names its product dihydrofolate reductase (gene dhfr). The transcript has 6 exons. Bases 80 to 643 code for a protein of 187 amino acids. Gene Ontology annotation, biological process: folic acid metabolic process; tetrahydrofolate biosynthetic process; dihydrofolate metabolic process. The record is from RefSeq and is a predicted model, not a curated record. Gene Ontology annotation, molecular function: NADP binding; dihydrofolate reductase activity. NCBI's taxonomy places the organism in Eukaryota, Metazoa, Chordata, Actinopteri, Pomacentridae. Gene Ontology annotation, cellular component: mitochondrion.